Molecule: messenger RNA, 2029 nt
Organism: Hyla sarda
Lineage: Eukaryota; Metazoa; Chordata; Amphibia; Anura; Hylidae
Exons: 22
Coding region: 1-1893 (630 amino acids)
Source: RefSeq, a predicted model, not a curated record
AUGAGGACGACGACCAUCAUCCUCCACCUGAUCCUUGGCUGUCUCCUUCAGAUAACAUGGGGGAGCGCCGCAGAUUCCUGCUCCAUAAAGGAGUUACCCAUUAAUUUCAAAAAGAUAAGUGGCCUGUGGAACCUGAAGGCCAUAGCGUCCCGUCCCUCACUGACUUCCCUGACUGUUCUGAAUAAAGUGCAUUAUUCCUAUGCCAAAAUAUCUCUAUCAAAGAAGGAGGGAAGAAUAGCAGAAAUCUUCAAUCCCAUAGAGGGGAUCAGCGAUGACCCCAUUAUUAUUGAGAGAGUGGAAGAUGAGAAGGAGACGCUGACUUACAGAAAUAUUGACAAGAAAGCUCCUGGGUUGUUUACAUUUCGUUUAAUUCAUCCUUCUGUGUUAAUCGUCAACCGUGAAUCAAAUGGGAAUGUUCAAUCGUCCUCUCUAUACGUAAAAUCCUCUACAAAUCCAGAUACACAGCUGGAAAAAUUUAAGGAAUGGACCAAAUGCAAAGGAUUGAUCUUUUUUAAGGAGUUUAAAAACACUGUGGAUUAUGCAAAGAAAUGUUAUGGACUUCUUGACGUAAAGACACCUCUGAAUCUGGAGAAAAAUGAGGAUACAUUUACUACUUGGCAUCUUGUGGCAAAGUCAACCACUUCUAUGGACCAACAUUAUAAUGUGAGAUCCCUCUACACCGCCCGGCUGGAGAUCUGUGGGAAAGAACAAACUUUAAAAGAGAUCAUCUCAGCGCCGAUUGAUAACGUCAUCUUCGAGCUGAAAUUUGACAAGCCAAGUGAAGAUGGCAGUAUAGCUUUGCUCUUUGAGACUGAGGACGGUUUGCUGCUGUUGGGGGUACGAACGAAAACAGGAAGAAGCUUAUAUCUUGCAUCCAAAACGCCAACCAUAAAACAAUCCAUCAUCGACAAAUUCCAGGCCCAGGCUGUGUGCUUUGAGACCGAGUAUAAUUACAUUAUACCAGGGAGCAUCAAGGAAAAUGAUGGAGAAGAAGUUUGUGCUCGUCAUCUGAAGGACAGGGUGCCCACUACUUUACCAGAAUCUUUAGGCAAAUGGAUCCUGAUGGCCUCAGCCUAUGAAAAUUUGAGGACGGUUCUUAUAGAACAACUAUUAUAUAAGGAAACAGAAUAUACUCUUGUAAACGACAAAGUGCACCAGGUCAUCACUUUAAAAAUCGAGACUGAGCCUGAUGAAUCACAACCAGGUUUGGGUAGGGGAUCUACAACCACGACUACAGAGACCCAAGGAAUUGAUAUAGAAGUAGAUGAGACUACUGGCGUUAUUAUAUUUACAGAUUUCCGACAGAAUGAAACAUCCAUCCACAGAGUGGGCCCCAACUGCAACAUUUUCUCAUCUCAGGGAAAAAGUCUUCUUACCUGUCGCAAAAACCAUGUUCCUCCUGUCAGUGAUAUUAUUCAGUUUGUGAAGUACGCGACUUGCCAAAACUUGAACAAGAUUUUGAUCCACCAGCCUUUAUCAUCUUCGUGCUCAGAGGUGCCCACUGAGGUUCCUACCCUAGAUGUGGAGAAGAUUGCCGGUAGAUGGAAGCUCGCUGCUGUGUCCUCCAAUCUUGAAGACGGUGAUGUGAAGUUUCCAAAUGUUUUCAUUUUUAUUGUGAAGGAUGGGGAGGUGACAAUCACAGAUGGUACCUGGACGGGUGCAGCCAAGAGGAUAGGAAAAAAUCGACUUCAAUAUGGCGCAGAUGAUGGUCAUGUAAUGGAGAUGAGAUUUUACGAACCUCUAGAAGAUCACCUGCUGAUCUGGUUUGGAAAUGGAGAAAAGAAAUUCUUGGUCCUCUUCUCUAAUGCCGGCCACGCCAGCCCCGAAGAGAUCAUAAGGUUUAAACACUUUGCAGCCUGUUUGUCAACCCAUGUGGUAUUUCAGAGGGAUUAGAGAUAAAACAUCUUCAAGCUGUAAGAGGAUUUCUGGCGUUCGAUAUUCAUUCCAAGGAUCUAAGUGAUCAUAGUAAAAAUAAAGACAAUUUCUUUGUAUCCACACUAGACUACUAUUUUUUUCAUUUUGUGUGAUA